Glycine soja is the source of this 4595-nucleotide messenger RNA. RefSeq lists its product as uncharacterized. The transcript is spliced from 3 exons. Gene Ontology annotation, molecular function: DNA binding; protein dimerization activity. NCBI's taxonomy places the organism in Eukaryota, Viridiplantae, Streptophyta, Magnoliopsida, Fabales, Fabaceae. The record is from RefSeq and is a predicted model, not a curated record. The coding region runs from base 1304 to 3757 and encodes 817 amino acids.
GGGAGGGAUAUUGUACGCAGCCUUACCCUUGCAUAUGCAAAGAGGCUGUUUCCGGAUUCGAACCCAUGACCAACAAGUCACCAAGGCACAACUUUACCGCUUUACCGCUUCAUUUCAUGUUAUGGUCAUUUAAACCUCGUUGAAAGUUUUUAAUGGUGAUUUAACCAAUGAAAAAUUAUUAAAAAAAAGAAGUUAUUUAUUGGUUCACCAUAUGCCUGCCAUGUUUUACUCAUUGUAAAUUUUCCAAAAUUAAAAUAUCCUAGUAUACAUGAUGUGUUAUUUGUUUUUCUACUUUCUUUUCAUAAAAGAAGAAUGAUGCAGAACUGCUAUAUCUUAACACCAUAGCUGAAAAUAACCUGGCUAUAGAACUGCUAUUGCAAAGGGAGUUGCAGCCACUAUCUGUGAAAGUUGCGGCCCUUGCGAUUGCUAUUCUUCACAGGCCGGUAUCUCCUAUUUCUGAUAAGCACCCAAACACUUGGGGAACCCUCCCUUAAAAGUUAGCUAUCAAAGGGGGGAGAACCAGACCACUUAGGUACCCCACUGAGCACCCCAUACUACUCAAUGUUGGACAUAGACAUCCGUAAUACCCACAUCCCUAUCAGUGUUGUUAAAUGGCGGCCAUGGCGGCGCCAUGGCGGAGUUGCGUAGCGGAUUUCUGAAAAAAUGCCACCGAAUAGCGGUGGCGUGGCGGGUUGAAGAUGGCGGCGCCAUGGCGGCCGCCAUAGCCAUGGUGGCCAUGGCGGAUAUGGCGGCGAGGCGGAAAAUGGCAGAAUUUGUUUUGUUUUUUUGGUCCGCGGUAGGAGUUGGGCUGACCCGACCCAACCCUACCCGGUAACUUAAUGAAAACCAUGACCCCUCCAAGCUUUCAGAACACAGCUGUUACCCCUCGAAGCUCCAACACACAGCGCGACCUCGGAACCCAUCCACGACCCCUGCAACCAGCCACGACAGCAGCCACACGUGACCCGCUGCACACAGCAGCCAGCAGCGACGACCCACGGCGUGAACGGCGGCAACGAGCAUGGCAGCGACGACCCACAGCGCAAACGGCGGCGACGAGCACGGCGUGAACGACGGCAACGAGCACGGAGGCGAUGACCCAACCCACACGCAAACAUCGCGACUUAUACUGGUGGGCAAAGUUUUUUUUUUUUGCUGCUUGACACCCCUUUUUUUUGUCUGUAGUUUUUUUUUUCCGUUUUUCUAUUUGACACCCUCUUUUUACUUUCGACAGUCCUAUUUUUAAUUUUUUUUUUCUAUUUGACACCACAAUUUUUAUUUUUUUUGUUUAGUCCUCUUUUAAAUGGCUGAACCAUCAUCCGAUGCUGCUACUGCAAGUGCAACGAGGAAAAAUAAGGCAGACCCAGACUGGAAAUAUUGUCAUUCACUAGUGGAAGGAGAUACAAACACCAUUGUUUGUAAUUUCUGUGGAAAAAUCACAAAGGGAGAAAUAACCAGAGCCAAACAACACCUGAUUAGGAAGUCGGGUAACGUUGCAGCUUGCAAGAAAACUCCACCAAAUGUAGUCGAAGAGUUGAAGGAAUAUAUGACUAUAAAAAAAAGUGGGACCACUUACAGUACUUUUGGCAGUGGUAAUAUGACAAAUAUAAGAGAUUUUGAAUUUGGUGAACCAAUUGGAUGUGAUGGAAGUGAAGAAGAUGAGUUUGCAGACUCUUGUAAUGCUGCUGCAAGUGCAAAGACAAAGUGUGGAACUAAAAAAGGACCAAUGGACAAAUUUUGUAAGAAUCCAGAAAAUGCAAUCAAUCGGAGAAAAAUGAAGAUGUUGAGGCAAAUGAACAUUAGAGAGUCAAUGGAUAAGAAUGAAGUAUUGAAGGUACAUCAACAUAUUGCUCGCUUUUGGUAUCAAGCAGGUUUGUCAUUCAAUCUCAUUAAAUUGAAAAGCUUUGAGAAUAUGGUUGCAGCCAUUGGUCAAUAUGGGCCACAUUUGCCCAUUCCUAGCUAUCAUGACAUCAGAGUUCCACUCCUCAAGAAGGAAGUUGAAUAUACUGAAAAUUUGAUGAAAGGUCAUAGGGAGCAAUGGGUCAAGUAUGGUUGUACUAUUAUGUCCGAUGCAUGGACUGAUCGGAAACAAAGAUGCAUCAUUAAUUUUUUGAUUAACUCUCAAGCUGGUACCAUGUUUUUGAAGUCUGUUGAUGACUCUGAUUUUGUAAAGGCAGGUGAAAAGCUUUUUGAGUUGCUUGAUGCCAUUGUGGAGGAAGUUGGAGAAGAGAAUGUUGUUCAAGUUGUAACCGAUAAAAGGAGCAACUAUGUUUUAGCGGGUAAGUUGUUGGAGGAGAAAAGGAAACAUAUUUAUUGGACUCCUUGUGCAGCUCAUUGUAUUGAUUUGAUACUUGAAGAUAUUGGGAAGCUUCCCUUGAUAAUGAAGACAAUUAGAAGGGCAAUUAAUCUAGUUGGGUUUAUCUAUGCCCAUUCUAGUACCUUAAGUUUGCUGAGAAAUUUUACAAACAAGAGGGAAUUGGUGAGACAUGCUAUUACUAGAUUUGCCACUUCUUAUCUAACCUUGAAAAGGCUCCCCAAAGAGAAAGCAAAUAUUAGAAAGAUGUUUACUUCUGAUGAAUGGACCUUGAACAAGCUAUCUAAGGAGCCUAAGGGAAAAGAAGCUGCAAAGGUAGUUCUCAUGCCUUCUUUUUGGAAUAGUGUGGUUUACACUCUUAAAGUCAUGGCUCCACUUGUGAAAGUGCUUCGUCUUGUGGAUGGUGAAAAGAAACCAGCCAUGGGCUAUAUUUAUGAAGCAAUGGACAAGGCAAAAGAAACAAUUAUCAAGUCUUUUAACAACAAUGAAAGCAAGUACAAAGAUGUGUUUGCAAUCAUUGAUAAAAGAUGGAAUUGUCAGCUUCAUAGGCCAUUGCAUGCAGCUGCCCACUUCUUAAAUCCAUUGUUCUUUUAUGACAACACUGACUUGGAGUUUGAUUUUGAGGUCACCAAUGGUUUGUUUGAGUGCAUUAAGAAGUUGAUUCCACAAUUUGAUGUGCAACAGAAAAUUCUAACCGAGUUGCAUCUUUACAAGAUUGGUGCUGAACACUUUGGUUCUGACUUUGCAAUGGCUCAAAGGAAAACUCAUUCUCCUACAUAUUGGUGGCGAAUGUUUGGGUCACAAACUCCAAAUUUGCAAAAGCUAGCUAUUAAAAUUUUAAGUUUGACUUGCAGUGCUUCAGGAUGUGAAAGAAAUUGGAGUGUGUUUGAGCAAAUUCAUUCCAAAAAAAGAAAUAGGGUUGAGCACAAGAGGUUGCAUGAUUUGGUGUUUGUCAAAUACAACCAACAAUUGAAGCAAAGAUAUAAUGCAAGAGAUGAAAUUGAUCCAAUUUCUCUUAAUGAUAUUGAUGUGUGCAAUGAAUGGCUCGUGGGAGAGAUGGAUCAAGAUGAUGAUAAUGAUGCUGGAAAUGAUUUGGUAUUUGAAGAUGACGAUGCUCUAAAUUGGGCAACUGUGUAUCAGGCUUCGGGGGUUGGAGAGUGUAGGAUGUAUACUAGGCGGAAAAAGCAAAAAACAACAAGUGUUGCUGCUGCCCAAACUUCUAAAAAACAGGCAAUGGUUGUUGGAUCUUCAUCAAGGAAGCAAAAAGCAGUCCAAGAAAAUGAUGAAGAUCUAGAUUUUGAGGAGAAUAUUGAUCUUGAAUCUAAAGAAGAAGAAAUCAUGGUCAAUUUUGAGGCGUCUGAUGGGGAAGAGGGAGAGGGAGAUGCUCCAUUACCAUAUGAUAACAACAAAGAUGAUUAUGUUGGGAUUGGAGAAGAUGAUUAGAGCCUCAACCUUCACUUUGCACUUUGCAUUAUAUUUUUAUCAUUUUCUUAUUUUGAACUCUUUAAUGAGUUUAUUUGGUGUUGGUACUUGAUUAUUGUAUGAACUCGUGAAACUUUUUUAGUUUAUUUGAAUGCAAUCCUUUGUUUUUUUUCAAUUUCAAUGAGUUUAUAUAUAUGUAUUUCUUUUUUUGUCCGCCAUGACAUCCGCCAUUUUCCGCUACGCCAUCCGCCAUAUUUUUAUGGCGGAUUUUUUGCUUUCCGCCAUGAACCGCCAUCCGCCAUUAACAACAUUGAUCCCUAUCAUAGCAUUGCCCUUGAGAGCUGAUGUCUUGGUGGCUGCACUCUAUGAUGCUUCAUUCAGCCUUUCUGGUCAGACCCUCUAUAGGUAGCCCUUUUGGAGAUUUGUCACUUUCUUUUAAUAAAAGAAACUUUUAAUUAAGGAAAAAGAGAAAGUACUGUAGAGAAUUUUAAAACAUCCCCCCGAAAGAAACAAGGAAAAUAAUUAUGUUGAGAGAAAACUAAAUAUCUUGAAAAUAUGACAAAAUCCUCUUGAAAAUGACCAUUGGCUGAGUUUUGGGGCUAAGAAAACCACCCGUAUCCCAUAAAAGAGGCAGAAGAUGUUUUGGUUGUGGUUUUAGUUUCUUUUCAAUUUUUUAAUUCUAGCUUAACUCUGGUCUCAAUCCUGUUGCAAAAGGACAGGGUCAGACAAACAAAGAAACUUGGGGUGGCUUAUAUGAUCUAUUUUUGCUCCCAUCUCACCUUCUUGUGCCUUAAGAGGAUUCCUGAUCUAUCCUCUGUUCCCUUUCCUGUCAUACAUUAUUGUUUUAUAAUAAAAAACC